AUGAAAUAUUACAUAAAAAAAGAGCGCGGCAAUGAAAGAAAAUUGUUGAGGUGUAAAAGGAAAGGGUGUCAAACCACUCAAAGCAUAAGAAAAAAUAAUAGUUUUUGGACGUACAUUGACAAAAAUGGCCGAAACAAUAGUGGAUUGAGCAUCGGUGCACAACUUGAACUGGUCUAUUAUUGGUGUCAAAAUAUUAAACAGACUACAAUUACAAGUUUAACCGGUAGAUCACAUAAUACAGUGUGUGACUGGAUGAACUUGUGCCGUAAUGUACCUGUCAGAAUGUUCGAAAAUCGUUCUAAGUUGGGAGGACUCGGAAUAGUGAUCCAAGUUGACGAAUGCUUAUUAAGAGGAUCGAGGAAAAAUAAUAAAGGUCGACUUCGACUUGCAGAUUUACCAGCCGAAAAUCUUAACGUCGACUCGGAAAAUGUUAAUCCUUUAGAACACGGAGCAAGAAACUACGGAAAACGGCUUGAUCGACCAUGGGUAUUCGGCUUGUGGGACAAUAAAGAAGGAAGGUAUUUUGUUGUCCAAAAAAGGGACAAAACGACUUUACACGAAAUCAUACAAAGAGAGGUUAUUGCUGGGUCUAUAAUACAUUCCGAUGGCUGGUCAGGGUAUAAUGGACUCUCGGACCACGGGUACAACCGCUAUGUUGUAAAUCAUAGCGAAAAUUUCGUAGAUCCAAUAUCCAAGGCACAUACCCAGAGAAUCGAAAGUUUAUGGCGGCCUCUAAGACUGAAAAUCGUGAAAAAUAUGUGUGGUACAACUCCAGAUUUGCUUCCAAGGUAUCUCAUUGAAACGUGGUGGAGAGGAAUUAAUAAAAGUGACACAUUUAACGCUUUUCUGAGGGACAUGGCACAAGUAUUUUAAUAUUUAUUUAAAAUAUUAUUUAAUUUUUUUUAUUUCAUUUUAUAUUUAUUAUUUAUAAUUAUUAUUGAAACAAAUAACGAGACGGCGA
This is a messenger RNA of Metopolophium dirhodum (rose-grain aphid), 961 nucleotides long. RefSeq lists its product as uncharacterized. The record is from RefSeq and is a predicted model, not a curated record. The coding region runs from base 1 to 873 and encodes 290 amino acids. The transcript has 3 exons. NCBI's taxonomy places the organism in Eukaryota, Metazoa, Arthropoda, Insecta, Hemiptera, Aphididae.